Messenger RNA from Marasmius oreades (fairy-ring Marasmius), 1518 nucleotides. RefSeq lists its product as uncharacterized. The record is from RefSeq and is a predicted model, not a curated record. Lineage: Eukaryota; Fungi; Basidiomycota; Agaricomycetes; Agaricales; Marasmiaceae. The coding region runs from base 1 to 1518 and encodes 505 amino acids. The transcript has a single exon.
AUGGAGACGGCUCUGACAGAACUCAAAACGUAUAAGAACAUGGUCUCCCCCUUACUCAACCUUCCAACCGAUGUCCUCUCCCUCAUAUUCGAAACUUGCGCAGAAAGUGACAAAGAUGGGCAUGUCAUGUCGCUCGGAGCUGUUCCAUGGGUCUUGUCACACAUUUGUCGAAGAUGGCGUUAUGUCAGCUUGUCGUACCCUCAACUUUGGAAGGUCGUUCGCAUUGAUGCAUACCGCCACCAUCUGUCCAAUCCCGCCAUGCUGAAGGCGUGGCUUGCUAGAUCACAGCCUCUUCCUUUGUCUUGCGUUGUCAGGUUCAGGUUGAGUCCGAGAGCUGUUGGUUUUUACGAGGAUAUAAUCGACAUAAUGGAUCACGAGGGAAUCACCAACUUGUUGUUAGGCGAAAGUCAGAGGUGGCUCGACAUGUCCUUCGAGUUGGGCGACAGGGUACAUUUAUAUAAUCUUAUCGGGACGACCACUAGGCCUUUCCCGCUUCUGCGAUACUUGCGUGUUGAUGCCAAGUUUCCACCUAUUCACAGAUGGCUGAUACCCCACACAUUCAAUGCCUCUGCAUUUGCGUCUGCACCCAAUUUGGUGGAAGUUUCUGUCGACGUCCAGGAGCCCUUACCUGCCAUGACACUUCCAUGGCACCAAUUAAAACGAUACUCAGAUUGUGGUUCAACUCGCGAAGAAAGCACCUUCUUAGACCUCGCGAAACUCGCAAAGCUUGAACAUUUUGUGUACAAGCUCCAUCCUCGAUCUUUCAGCAACCCUCAACCAUUGCAUCUGGUCAAUCUACGCCGAUUGGAUAUGUUUGGUUGGCCUUGGCAGACGAUCAUAGAAAUCUUAUCCUUUCUUCACCUUCCGUCACUCGAAGACCUCUUUCUUUACUUUACACAUACGGUUUCCAGUCCUGACAUCAUCAUACACUUAAUCGUCGACCUCCAGGAGCGCAGUUCUUGUCGACUGAAACGCUUAACUCUCCCUGUCAAUCUUCUUACAUCUCCUGUUAUUCCCCAGGUGGUGCAGCACUUCAGUACCGUUGAAGAACUCCACCUCGACCUCACUUACCAUGCAGCAAUUUGGACGGGGUCUCGACCACAGUCACAUCCAGCUUUGGGGAACCUUCGAAGCAAGUUAUUCUUCCCUCGCUUGAGGGCCCUGUACUUUGUCAUUCGGUCCUGUAAUGAUGUCGUCAUCGACGAGGAUGAGCUCUUCGACAGCAUCGCAGACAUAAUCAGGGAAAGACGAACUCCCGAUCUAUUUGAAGUCCAACUGGAGCGUCUAUCGUUCGAUACCACCCCGAGGUUACCCAGGAAACCUAGGAUAUCUGCCAAUAUACCAGGGAUACGGCGGAUAAUCGAGCUCUGUUCGGAUGGGCUAGUAUUGAUCGAACCUGUUAUUGACGGGUGGUUGUGUCCAGUCCACGAAAAAGCUAGGCACUGGAACGCAGAACCUGCAUAUCAGGAUGCAGCUCGAUUUGGAGGUUCAACCGCCUUUGUGGUGAAUUAUCCUUGA